AUGCCAGGCAUUCUACCCAUGAAAGUGAUCAAGGUCGGGUCGAGUGCUCAAUCCCGCAUUGCACAGGCCUGUGAUAGAUGUCGAAGCAAGAAGAUCAGAUGCGACGGAAUCCGACCGAGUUGUUCGCAAUGCACCAGUGUCGGAUUCGAGUGCAAGACUAGCGACAAACUGAGCCGUCGCGCCUUCCCCAGAGGAUAUACAGAGUCGCUAGAAGAAAGAGUCCGGAGUCUAGAAGCCGAGGUUAGGGAGCUGAAAGAACUGCUCGACGAAAAGGAUGAGAAGAUCGACAUGCUAUCGAAGCUACACUCUGCCUCUGCACAAUCAGCCUUCCAGAACUCACCGCGGCGAACAUCAACCACGCCGGCUGCCGCCUCACCAAAUACGAGUAGCGACGAUAUUUUUCGAGUCCAACAAACGCUCCAAUUAGACGGCAAUGGCACAAAUGCACAUUUCGCCGGUACAUCAAGCGGAAAAGCCUUCUACGAUUCUUUCUCGCGGCGAGUCCAGGAGCUCGGUCGACCCUCACCCGUCAUCGACCUACAGGCAUUGUUACCAGGUGGCACUCACAUUGCCCCUCGCAAUCCUCUUUCCGAACCCAUGGUAUGGAAGACACCUGCUAGACUAGAGUCGGACCGCUUGAUCGGCGUCUUCUUCCAAGAAUGGGCGCCACUCUUCCCUGUACUACAUCGUCCCACCUUCCUUGAGCUCUAUCAGUCAUAUAUGUCUAGUCCGGAGAACAUCGUGGACAAUUGCAGCCAUGCCCAACUCAAUCUAGUCUUCGGCAUUGCUGUCCUGUCCAGCGGCUCACGCGACUCGCCUGAACUCCGUUCUUACGAGGCACAAUGGCAAGCAGCUAUCGACUCGAUACUUUCUGAUCAUAGCAUGCCCACCCUGCAAUGCUUAAUCUUGGCACAGCUCUACUGCAUGCAACGUGGCGACUACGAUAGACUGCUAACCUACAAGGCACUUGCUGUCACCCUUUCCUCCAGAUUGGGACUACAUCAAUCGCAGAAGCGUUUCGCGCUCGGUGCUUCCACUAGUGAGAUGAGGAAGAAGGUGUUCUGGUCUCUCUACACGGUUGACUGUUUCUCUGCUGUCACGCUCGGCCUACCUAAGCAGCUUAAGGAUGAGGAUGUACACUGCGAAGAGCCCAGCGAUGCUGAUGAGGAGUACGUCGACGAGACUGGCUUCAAGGCGCCUUGCCCUGGUGAGUAUACCAGAGUUUCCAGUGCGCUAGCACUCUUCCGCGCUGCUCGUAUUCUGUCUCGUGUUCUCGAAGAGAUCUAUCCUGCUCGCUCAUCGUACGAGCUUUCUCUCCAACAGCUCUCGGCUUUGUCGGAAGAGUUGGACGCGUGGCACAGCGCGCUCGCGCCGCAUUUACGCCUACCAUUUGCAAACGACAAACCCACCACCGGCACGGUCAGCAGCCGUUCUCCGUUACUGUCAUUGACUUACCACUUCAUCCGCGCUCUUGUUCAUCGUCCAGCAGUAUGCGCUUCCCUCGGCCCACGUGCCUCUUCGUCCUUGCUCGCAGUAGCAGGAUCUUCUAAGCACAGCAUUCAGAUCAUCGAGUUGCUGAGCGAGAGAGGUUUAUGCUUUUCGUUCUGUAUCAACAAGGAUGAACUCCUCGUCUUGUCCGGGCUUGGGCUACUUUUUCAGAGCCUGGAACUCGGCGAAAACAGCAAACUAGUCAAGGACAAUCAGAAGAUGAUCACGACUGUUGCCAGGAUUCUCACCCAGACCAAAGCAGCGUCCGCGUCUGAAUUCCAGCAGCUUGCCCCUUCGGUCCCAGAUGUCUCUACGCAGCCCCCAGCCAAGCAGCAGCAUCAGACCUUGUCGCGCCACAACUCUGAUGGCGCUAUCCACCCUGUAGGCUCCUCUUACCAUGGAAGUGCCUCUUCUUCAACCGAGAAGAACCGGUUCAAGGCAGCAGCCCAGCGAAUCAUGGCUAAGACGCCUUUCGAUCGCCACGAUCAACGAAGAGCAACUUUCCCGAACAUAUCGCUGCAUCACAACGCAGUGCAGACGCAGAGUCAGCCGAACAUACCCCAGGUCGCAACUUCCGAACCCGCAUAUAGUCCCGCUGAUCCUUCCCCCGCACCACUACCCGCUUCCGCCCGACCAUCAGCGCCACCAAACCAAAGACCUGUGCCAUCCUUCUCUAAACAGCAGCAGCUCAAUCUAGACUACCUCUCUUUCAGCAACGUUCCCACCCGCACACACUCACCUGAUGAUCACGCGUACAUCAAGCAGGAGCCCUCGGACUGGGAACGCCUGCUCGGCUCGAUUGACAAUGGCCAAACCAACAUCUUCGAUAACAUCUACGGAGGCCCACCUGUCGAGUUCAUGGAAAAUCACCACCAGAACGUCAAGCACAUUCCCAUGGCUUCAAGCUUACCUAACCCGGCUCCCCAGUGGACCCAUUCCGUACCUGACAUUUGGGCUGUAACAAACUCCGACAUUAAUACCAUGAGUUGCAGCAUGGCUGGCAGCAUCGCUCACCCCGAAAGUGUCUUCAGCAUUGGCACUGACGACGGCACUGCUACCGGCGACGAGUUGUUCGGCAACGACUGGGGCAGCGCCAGUAGCACAAACGGCAGCGAAGCCUACGCAGGCAUCGUGAUGCCUCAACUCACCCCUGACGAGCACAGCAUGCUGAGCAGUAUGUGGGAGACCACUGCUGUUCUCCAAGCCUCGUAG
Aureobasidium subglaciale EXF-2481 is the source of this 2700-nucleotide messenger RNA. RefSeq lists its product as uncharacterized. The record is from RefSeq and is a predicted model, not a curated record. The transcript has 6 exons. The coding region runs from base 1 to 2700 and encodes 899 amino acids. Gene Ontology annotation, molecular function: DNA binding; DNA-binding transcription factor activity, RNA polymerase II-specific; zinc ion binding. NCBI's taxonomy places the organism in Eukaryota, Fungi, Ascomycota, Dothideomycetes, Dothideales, Saccotheciaceae. Gene Ontology annotation, biological process: DNA-templated transcription; regulation of DNA-templated transcription.